Vanrija pseudolonga is the source of this 959-nucleotide messenger RNA. It is a transcript of the gene LCL3, whose product is annotated as putative endonuclease LCL3. Lineage: Eukaryota; Fungi; Basidiomycota; Tremellomycetes; Trichosporonales; Trichosporonaceae. The record is from RefSeq and is a predicted model, not a curated record. The transcript has 5 exons. Gene Ontology annotation, cellular component: mitochondrion; cytoplasm. The coding region runs from base 26 to 952 and encodes 308 amino acids.
CUCGUCGUCGAUACACGCGCACACCAUGACGAGUAGCACGGUGGAGACGGCGGCGACAACGACAGACGACCGCGUGCAGCGGAUACGGUGGCGCACACCCUCAGCAUCAGCAUCAGCAGCAUCGUACCCUGCGCGCUCGCCGCUCGAGAGCAUCAAGGCGUACCUGCCCGCCGGCGGCGUCCCGACCUCCCUCCCGCCGUGGGCGCACGACCCAGCGACGGUUGCGGCGCUGUCCGCGUCCCUCGCGGUGCUGGGCACGCUGGGCGGCGUGCGCGUCUACCGCCGCUUCUUCAAGCGUAUCCGCAACGCCGACUCUCUGAGCACCGCCGUGCUGGACAAGAAGCCGUUCAUCAAGGGGGUCGUGACGCGCGUCGGCGACGGGGACAACUUCCGGCUGUACCACACCCCUGGGCCGUUCUGGCGAUACCCGCUCAAGCUGCGGCGUGUGCCGUCUUCGCCGAAGGAGCUCAAAGACAACACCCUGUCCAUCCGCAUCGCCGGCGUCGACGCGCCAGAAAACGCCCACUUCGGGAACCCGGCCCAGCCGUACGCGAAGGAAGCGCUCGACUGGCUCACCAAGGCGGUGCUGGGGAAGCGCAUGAAGUGCCAGUUGUUGCGCAAGGACCAGUACAACCGCAUUGUAGCCGUCCCCUACAUCGUCCGCCCGAUCCUCCCGAACAAGCCCCUGCCGCUCAUGAUGCUGAAAGAGGGCACGGCGGUGGUCUACACUUCCGGCGGGGCAGAGUACGGCCCAUGGGGGCUCGAGGGGCUGCAGAAGGCGGAAGACGACGCGAAGCGGAACCGUCGCGGACUGUGGGCGGCAAAGAAGGUCGAGCUGCCGAAAGACUACAAGAAGCGCGUAAAGGAAGGCGGCGACCUCGAGGAGGUGAGCCUGGGCCGCAAGCCUGGCUUCUGGGAACGUCUGGGCCGCUGGCUCGGCGGCAAGACGUAGCGGCGAG